CUAGGAAUGCCAUUGCUGCACACUACUAGAUCACACAACAACACUGUCUUUGGGGAAAUCCACACAGACAGCAACAAGCUUAUUUACAAAUGCUCCGCUGCACAUUAGGGCAUAGCAAGUUGAGAAAACCUGUUCCGGAGACACCUCGUACAAACAACAGCACAUAGAGCACCAUUCAAGAGAAGAGUCGUUCAGUCCUUCAAAGAAAGAUAAGAAAACAUCAAUUCAGUUGUUGGAGGCAAACUGUCCGCGUCAGCGUUAUUUGGAAGUUUCUUCGAGAAUUUUUGCUCUCUAGCCUAUCACCACAUCUCGGCAUCCUUACAAAUAGCGUCCGUCCUGUUUUGGAAGUGACGACUGUGCCAACAAUAGUGGUAGGGCAUAGAUAACUUUGUGCUAUCAUAUCGUUCUAAUUUAGGUUUAACAAUUUUACAAGCGAACUAUUACUAACUACUACUACUACUUGUAUUACAACGUACGCGUAAACCUUAUCUUAAAUUGUUUUGUUUAUUAAAAAACACGUGUAUUGGAUUUUUUAAAGGAUGCUGUGCGCAACGCAAUGCAAGCCGGUUGGAGAAUGUGACUUAAAACCUUUUCUUUUUGUUUUUAACUAAGCGAAUAUUGUGCUAUUUUAUUUCAGAAAAUUCGUAAUAAUCGUUUUGGUGAGCUUUCUGUAAAAAACCGUUUCUGAAGAAGCGCCUGUCGGUUGGAUCUCCAGUUAACUUCGUAGGUAAAACUUCCUGACUGGCUGUUGUCAAUUGAUAUAUUUCAACUUCUAGAUCACCAGACAUCAAUAACUUUAAUCAAUGUUCCACUUUUCCUUUACAACAUGCGGAAUUAAAUUAAUAUAUCUUAUUUCGGAAUAGUUUAGAAAUAUAAAGCUGGACAUUUCAGAGUUCUACGCAGUAAUUUGGCGUUAAGUUGAAGCAGCCUAUUUGGCACAACAGCAUUGACGUUUUAUCAUUCUAUUAACAGAACAAUAUUAACUUGUUUUCCCUGUCUCCUAACUACACAACCGUGCGUAUAGAACGCGUUUUCUGCCCAACACACCACCAGCAUCAAUGUCAUUGCUAACCUGAAAGCUGCAGUUGUCUCGUCGCUGAUUCAGAGAGAAAUCAAGUCGUAGAAUGGCCGAUGAGCUGGUAACCAUCACUAAUGGGAUUGUGGUGUGACUUGUUCGGCUGGAGGGAAGGCUGUUGCUAUUCUUUGAAAUAUCUUCAUAGACUCAGUGCGUGUUCAAUCUACCAGAGCGGGGAUGAUCAGGAUCUUCCCGGAUUUCAGCGUUCAGGUGACGGCGGCAGGUGGAGGAGCCGGGGGAAUGCCAUCAGGUCCUGCGGUGGGGAGAGUCCCGGGUACCACUAACGGGAACCCGCAGAACGUACAAGGGAUCACCUCCUAUCAACAAAGGGAAAGUAAAAUUCUACACCCUUUCUGCAUGGAGGGAUCAGAGGAGGAGGCCGUAGUUGAUGCCCAAUUCAUGUCCAAAUUCCCCCACGACCCCUACUGGGAGAGGCCUGCUAAUGCCAGCUCCUGUUCUGCUUCUAGGCCCAAGACACUCCACCUUGGCGGGCAACAACAUACCUCAUCGCCAUGGUUGCAGGCUCUGAGGAAGGAGAAGUCCCGGGACGCGGCUCGCUCGCGGCGGGGGAAGGAGAACUUUGAGUUCUACGAGUUGGCCAAGAUGCUGCCCCUGCCUGGUGCCAUCACCAGCCAGCUGGACAAGGCCUCCAUCAUCCGACUCACCAUCAGCUACCUGAAGAUGAGGGACUUUGCCAACCAGGGAGAUCCACCAUGGAACCUGCGCAUAGAGGGCCCACCGCCCAACACCUCGGUUAAAGCUAUAGGAGCUCAGCGAAGGAGGACUCCCAGUGCGGUGGCCUCAGAGAUCUUCGAGCCACACCUCGGGAGCCACAUACUGCAGUCGUUGGAUGGAUUUGUAUUUGCACUAAACAAGGAGGGAAGGUUUUUGUACAUCUCCGAGACAGUGUCCAUAUACCUGGGGCUUUCACAGGUGGAGCUGACAGGCAGCAGCGUGUUCGACUACGUCCACCCCGGCGACCACGUGGAGAUGGCAGAGCAGCUGGGCAUGAAGCUGCCCCCGGGCCGAGGCCUCCUCUCUCAGGGCACCGCCACCGAGGACGGCGCCAGUUCUGCCUCUUCUUCCUCACACGCAGAGACCCCUGAACCAGUGGAGUCCACCAGCCCCAGUCUGCUGCCCCCAGACAAUACUCUGGAGCGUUCCUUCUUCAUCCGCAUGAAGUCCACACUAACCAAGCGAGGGGUCCACAUCAAGUCAUCAGGCUAUAAGGUGAUCCAUGUUACAGGCAGACUGAGGAUCCGAAUGGCAUUGACCCACAGUCGGUCAGUACCCAAUCAGAUCAUGGGCAUGGUGGUGGUUGCCCAUGCCCUCCCCCCUCCCACCAUCAAUGAGGUGCGCAUAGACUGCCAGAUGUUUGUAACGCGGGUCAACAUGGACCUCAACAUUGUCUACUGUGAGAAUAGAAUUAGCGACUAUAUGGACCUAACGCCGGUGGACGUCGUGGGGAAGAGGUGUUACCAGUUCAUUCAUGCAGAGGACGUGGAGGGCAUCCGGCACAGCCAUUUAGACUUGAUGAACAAGGGCCAGUGUGUGACCAAGUACUACCGCUGGAUCCAGAAGAACGGCGGGUACAUCUGGAUCCAGUCCAGUGCCACCAUCGCCAUCAACGCCAAGAACGCCAAUGAAAAGAACAUCAUCUGGGUCAACUAUGUUCUGAGUAAUCCGGAGUACAAGGACACGCCCAUGGACAUCGCCCAGCUGCCCACACUUCCAGAAAAAGCCUCAGAGUCUUCAGAAACCUCUGACUCUGAGUCUGAGUCCAAGGACAAUUCUGAAGACAACGAGAACUCCAAGUCGGACGGGAAGGGGAACCAGUCCGAGAACAGCGAGGACCCUGAGGCAGACAGCAAGAAGCAGCAGCAGGGCCAUUCGUCCUCCGAGCAGGAGAUGAGGCGCCAGGAGGAGGGAGACAGCUCCUCCAACCCGGAGAGCCAGGAGAGCGAGGAUGACCUGGAGCCCAGCGACUGCGAGGUGGAGACCAAGGAGGGCCGACUGGGUCGUCUGGGGGGCCUGCACAUCAAGGUGGAGCACUACGGUGACGGAGACCGAGGACUGGAUCUGCACCGCCCACCGUCCUCAUCCGAAGAGGAGGAUGAUGACGAGGAAGAGGACGACGACGACGACAGCGUAAAAGACUGCGACAGGGCCGGCGAGACGCUAGCCGCCCCCGCCGCUAGCAAGCACCAGAAGAGGAGGAAGAGGAGGAAAAAGCAGAAGUGGGAUGGCAGUCGUUCUAGACGCCUGCGCCUUUCUUCCGCCACCCCCAGCCCCAGCGCCAUGGAGCACCCCAGCCUGGGUGGGGAGGCCACCCUCCUGCUUCCCCCUUCCCCUGCUAGUGCCUCCGUGCUCAAGAUCAAAACGGAAAUGUCCGAGCCCAUAAACUUCGACAACGACAGCAGCAUCUGGAACUAUCCUCCUAACCGGGAGAUCUCCAGGAACGAGUCCCCCUACAGCAUGACAAAGCCCGUCCCCGCCCACGACGCCUUCCCCUCCCCGCAGCCUGGAAGUCUGCAGGUCUCCAUCCCAGACUCUGUGCUCACCCCCCCAGGAACGGAGGGAGGCGGCGGGAUUGGAGGAACCAGGAAGGGCAUACCCCCCUCCUUCAGCGGUAACAGCAGCGCUCCCUCCUCCGCCUCCAGCGUGGCCAGCCUGGCCCCUCCUUCCAGCUCUGGCUCAUCCUCUGACCCCCUGUCCCCGCCCCUCUCAGCAUCGCCACGUGACAAGCAGCAGGGUCAGGGCACGCCCACCCCCUCCAGCUCCUCCUUGCUGUACACUAGCGACCUGGAGGCCCUGCAGAGGCUGCAGGCUGGCAACGUGGUGCUUCCUCUGGUCCAUCGGGUCACCGGCACGCUUGCCGCAACCAGCACUGCCACCUCACGAGUCUACACCACGGGCACCAUCCGCUACGCGCCCGCUGACGUCACCCUGGCCAUGCAGGCCGGUGCCAACCUGCUACCCAACAACGUCACCCACGCGAUGAACUUUGUGGACGUGAACGGUGGCCCUGGCUUUGGUAUCGAUCCCAAGACCCCCAUGGAGAUGCUGUACCAUCACGUCCACCGGCUCAACAUGGCCGGUCCUUUCGGGGGCACUGUCUCCGGCGCUAGCCUCACCCAGAUGCCAGCAGCCAAUGUCUUCACCACGGCCGAGGGACUGUUCUCCACUCUUCCAUUCCCAGUCUACAGCAACGGGAUUCACACCACACAAACUCUUGAGCGCAAAGAAGAUUAAAGCAAAACACCAAGACCAUAUUACUGUGUUCAACUGGCAAAGACUCAUUGAGGCAUAGGGACUGUGUUUUAAGUGGGAAAGAAAUAUAUUCUAGCACUUUGAAUUUGAGCAAAUGAGCUUACGAAAUGAAUGGCCCCAAGUCUUUCUAUCUUCUCUUUCUCUACUGACUUCACUCUGUCAAUCUUUCUUCCUCUUCCGUCUCGUCUUACAGUACGAUCAAUGACAUUCUCUGAUCAAACUAAACUGACUUCUUUAUUGUAAAGAAUUCCUUUUUGCCUACAGAGAAUUCAUAUUACCAUUCGUCUCCUACUGGAGUCUUGGGUAUUCUACUUUUUAUUUGAGUUGAUUAUGUUGCAUCUUUAUGAAGAUGUCUAGUGUAUUUAAAGGGUGAUGGUGGAAAAGAUAUUUCUAUGGAAAGAAACCCUUGAUGUUUUUGCUCCAUAUCUUGAUAUGAUCAAGGUUGACUAAGACAAAAUUAUGUUACUCUGUUUGACAUGGUCAUAGAUAUAACCUCAAAGAGAAACAAAUGUCAAAGUUAUUUGAGAAUGAGGGAAUAGUAGUCUAUUUUUAAAUUAAUUUUGUUUCUUUUUUUAUAGCUCAGACUUAAUUUACAAAUCAAGCAUUAAAAAGCAAUUUCAACCGGGUAUUGGCCUGUGAAUAGAAUGUUAGUACAAAUCCCAGGACUUCGGAACAGGUACAGGUUAGUACAAAGAUGCACCUUUUCUCCCGGUUCCAUUUCCUUGGUUAGAUCUCAAAUUGCUGCCUGUUCCCUAUAUGGAGGACUACUUCUGACAAAGCUCCAUAGAGCUCUGCUAGAAAGUAGUGACCUAUAGGUGACGUUGUCAUUUGGGAUGCACUCUGCAGUUCCACGGUGCUACUGUUCCAUCCAGUGACUACCCUCCUUCAGCUGGAUUAUUUUCCGCAGCCCUCUCACAGAGACGUGAGGGACAGCUGAGGGAGAUUUCCUUCCUACAGUAAAGUGAAACUUCUAAUCAACAUCACUUCAUUUCCGUCAUUGCUAUUCCCCUCAGUCAAGUUGUUUAAAAGGCUCAAUCUGAUUGGACCUGAAGGAGAGAAUAUAGACCUAUGGAGCAGAUUCGCUUUUGUUUGUAUUUUUUUAAACUAGAUCACUUUUUCUCAGUGUAACUGAGGCUAAUUUGCAUCAUUAACUUGAAAAAUGAAUGUUUAACUUUGACCGGCUUCUGUCAAUUGUUUUUUCUACUCUACUUCUUCCCUUCCUCUUACAUCCUAAACCUCACAACCGUCAACAUCAGUCUCCCAAAUCAGUUCUUCCAUCAGCCAUUAUCGGACUCUGAAAUCACAUAUCAAGGAGAUUGUAAUAUGGACAUGCAUUUCAAUCAAAACGGAAUAUGACUUUUUUUUUUAAAAAUCACAUUCCCCAAUUUUUUUUUCUCUGUUGCCAAAAAAGUUAUCUCACAGUUUGGUGUUAAGAACACUGUGAUUGUUGUUUAAAAAAAAUAGUAAUAAAAUGGAAAAACUGUCACUUCAUCUUUUGACAGCCGUCCAUCAAGUCAUCUAUUACCAAGCGUGAUAACCGUAAACGUGUACAAUGUGUAAGUGUCACUGGCUGUCAGUCUCCAUAGCGAUUUCAGUGUGUGUUACUAUAUGCAGUAUAUACCGAGCUGAUGUAGCUGUUUUGUCCUUUGUCUUCUCUGUGCUCUAGUCUGGGGUUGGACAGGGAACGUUUGUAACCCUCUCCGUCUCCUCUGCAGUCUUAGUGAACCCGUGGAGGUUAGUGGAUUUCGUGUGGUGGCCUUCCAAUGUAGUUUCACCUUUUUUGCUGCUUCCUUUUGUCUGUAUUUCCUUCAGUUUCUGCUGUUGCUUUGCUGUUGUGUAGUCUACAGACCUCUCCUUCUCUCAGAGAUAAAAGAUUCUUAACUAGCUCAAAGGUUUAAGGAGCCAUUUUUUUGCCACUGAGGAAUUCUGGGAUUACAAUUUCCAGCUUGCAUUUACCUACACUACGAAAAAUGACGACAAAAAGCUAAAGUAGCAUUUAGAUGUAUCUUCUAGACUGGAGAACCAUAAAAGCCUCAGUUGUGAAACAUUCCCAGAGUCCCUUGUGCUUCUUGUAUGCAUUGGGUGUAUUUCAUUGGUUUCCACCAAACCUGUUGACUUCAAGGACCCUGCAACUCACAGGACGAAAAGAUCACGGUAGUAUUUCAGGACAAUAAACAAUUUUAAAGAUUUCUAAAGAAAUGAAAAGAAAAAAUAUUUCGCACUAUAAAUCUAUUUUUAUAGGUGUUUUGGAAAUGCAUGUUUACUAAGUUGAUUGUUUGGUUUACUUGAUUUUGUUCGGGCCAGCAGCUUUGUCUCAACGUUCAGUGUUUUUUAGUCUGUCCAGCAAAGGGAGGGGGAGCCUUUGUCUUUUGAACUGAAUCAGACUACUCCCCUACAUCAGGAAACAGUGUCUGUGGUUUCUGUGAAGAUGUGAUGUUACUUAAAUCCAGGUCAUGAAAUAAAUGUGUUUUUAAAAAAAAGAUGGAAAAUUGCGAGUCGGUUGGUUGCGAUGGUGGAAUGGUUGCAGGAGAGCUUGGUGUCACCACUGGAGAUUGAUGCUAUCCUAGAUUUUAGUGUUUUCUAUGCCGUAGCAAAGUGGGUUGGGAGAAGGAGACUGUCGGGUCGGGGGCAGCUCUAAAACAGACUGUGGACAGACCAGGAAAUACACCCAUAUGUUACAACAGAACAGCAGGAUGAGCUGUUUUAAUGUCUCUGUGUUGUGUCAAAAUGAACUGCUGGUGAUUUAAACUUAAACUAAUCUCAGCUACUGUCAGAAACAUAGUGUUUAAAUUACAAUAUGAAAAAUCACUUCAUUACCUGUGAAGACUGUGUCUGUGUUUUUAACUAUUUCUUGUACAAUUAUACAGAUUCUUUUAUGAGGAACUUGGUGCCAAGUAGAUGAAUACUACAUGAGAAGGGGAUUCUCUUAGUAUCAAUGUUAACAGUGUUAUAAAUUCUAAAUACAAACAAAUUAAAAUAUUAAAAAGAGAAAACUAUGGUACAUUUAUUAUUUUAUUUGUUUUGUUUUUUUCUUUGAAGAAAAAAAAACAUAACUAACUGAAGCUAACUUUGAGUGCCUGGCUUAUUUUUUUUAUUUUUUUUAAAACAUCUUUUUAUUUUCAUUUACCAUGAAUAAUGCUGCAAUUUCAGAAAAUGUACAUACUUCAUUUUACAACAGGGUUAUUUUAUACUUUUGUAGGUUUCCAUCCGUUCAAAGAAACAUGUCAUACGUGAUUGUUCUUUCUGUAACACGGUUUUUUACCAUCUUACAGGUGCCAUAUUCAUAAUAAACUUCUCUUGGAUUUGUUACUAUCUGGCAUCAUUUCUUUUACAUUCAACCAUCUCAAUGAAUGCCCCACACCUCAGUAAGCUGCCUCCGUUUUUCUUUCUGCCUUUCUUUCUUUCCGCCUUUUCUGAUCUUGCUUGAAAAACAAACGUGUAAUUGGCCUUUAAUGGUUUUUCUGAGUUAAAGACUACAGUCUUGGAUACAUUUGGGUUCCUCCCACACUAAUCAAAAUUCUUUGGUAAUGACUAAUUGUAGCGUGAUUGGUAACAUCGUUAUUUUUAUUAGCAGAUGGCCAACCAGAGUGCAACUAGUACUGGUUGUUGAAAGUCAAAGUACAUUGAUUCCACACCCCUGGCCUUUUGGAAUAAAGCACAGAGUAUGAUUUUAGCUCACUCAUGAAUAAAUACUCAUUACUGUGAUCAUGACCGAAAGACUGUUUAACAACAGACCAAAUAAAGUGACUGUCAUCACAUACACAACAUCAUCUUGGACAGACAGUCGUGUCCAUGUCACUGUGGUGUAAUUAAGAAACAAGGCCCAAGGUGGUGUGGAAAUGCCAAUAUACAGCGGCUAAGUGCUAUACUUAGUCACGACACAACACAGAGUGUCUGGAUACAGCCAUUAGCCGGAGUAUAUUAACCAUGUACCACAAACCGCUGAGAUGCCUUAGACGCUAUUAGAAACUGGUUAUCAACAAAAUUACAUAUUACAAUUACUAUUAAAAUACAUUUUUGUCAUACUUGUGGUAUAUGGUCUGAUAUACCACAGCUUUACGCCAAUCAGCAAUCAGGGUUUAAACAACCAGUUUAUAAUAACAGUAUGAAGCUGAAACUGUAUUUCAAUCUGUGUCCUCUACAAUGUGUUAUCUUGUUUUGUCUGCCCACAGUAUCAUGUCCAGAGUGAGGUCUAGUGGAAAUAAACUGAGGUCUUAAGAAAUACGUACCAUAGUUAUCUGGAGAAUAAUUAAUCAACCAUUAGAGUUAGAACAAAAUGUGUUGAACAUUUUCGAACAUUUUCCCAAAUAAUUGUUGACUAGGCCUGUCAAGAAAAAGGAUGUCAUCAACUUUAGAUGGGCAAUCUAUUGCUGUUUUUUUAAUGAGCAUAA
Messenger RNA from Esox lucius (northern pike), 8736 nucleotides. RefSeq names its product neuronal PAS domain-containing protein 3. Bases 1253 to 4327 code for a protein of 1024 amino acids. The transcript has 13 exons. Lineage: Eukaryota; Metazoa; Chordata; Actinopteri; Esociformes; Esocidae. Gene Ontology annotation, biological process: regulation of transcription by RNA polymerase II. Gene Ontology annotation, molecular function: DNA-binding transcription factor activity, RNA polymerase II-specific; RNA polymerase II transcription regulatory region sequence-specific DNA binding; protein dimerization activity. The record is from RefSeq and is a predicted model, not a curated record.